This is a messenger RNA of Morone saxatilis (striped sea-bass), 2493 nucleotides long. It is a transcript of the gene sp2, whose product is annotated as sp2 transcription factor. Gene Ontology annotation, biological process: regulation of transcription by RNA polymerase II. The record is from RefSeq and is a predicted model, not a curated record. The transcript is spliced from 7 exons. The coding region runs from base 559 to 2355 and encodes 598 amino acids. Gene Ontology annotation, molecular function: DNA-binding transcription factor activity, RNA polymerase II-specific; RNA polymerase II cis-regulatory region sequence-specific DNA binding. NCBI's taxonomy places the organism in Eukaryota, Metazoa, Chordata, Actinopteri, Moronidae.
UUGUCUUGGAUAUAAUAUAAAUAUAAUAUAAUGAAUGAUUUCAGUUGUUCUUUAUGAAAUAAUGCUUCUCAAAGGACCAGUGUGUAACAGACGUAUGUUUGCUCUACAUGAGGCCUUCUGCUCGGUUACACAUAAAAGAUCUAAAAGAUGAAAGAACAAAUCAUAACAAUCAUCCUCAUUUACUUUGAAUUCAUGAUAAAGUGACACACACACGUGAUUUCUUCCAUUUCAAAACUAUUUCAAGUGAUUGUGCAUCCUUAUCAGAUAUUGUUGUUAUUGACAGUUAUUGUUGAAGCUGAGUUAAUUAAUUAAAUACAUGUUGAAAGAGAAAGGAUAAACAUUUAAAGAAGCCACGAUGACAGAACACCGUGUGUGUGUGAACGUUUAGUUUAGUAAUUCAUGACGUAAUCUGUGUAACUGCUGUCUCUUACAUCUGUUUCUGUUUGGUAGGAAUGUCGUCUGUGAUGUCCUUGAACAGAAAAUAGAUGCCCUGAAGUGACUGUGUGUGUGUGUGUGUGUGUGUGUGUGUGUGUGUGUUUUCCAGAACAACAGGACAGUAUGGCCACCACUGUUGCUGUCAGUCCCAGUGAAUACCUUCAGCCCUCCACUGCUUCCACACAAGACACCCAGCCCUCUCCUCUGGCCCUCUUGGCCGCCACCUGUAGUAAAAUUGGCCCUCCUGCUGCUCAGGCUCCUGUCACGUCUCCCCCAGCGCAGCCGCAGCCUCGCAGGCUCCUCCCCAUAAAGCCGGCUCCGAUCGCCCCGGCUCCGCCCAAAAACCUGGGUUUCCUGUCAGCCAAAGGCAAUGUGAUCCAGCUCCCCGCAGGCCUGGGCUCCACGGCCCCCGGCAGUCCCAUUGUGCUCACUAUCCAGCAGAGCCCGGCCCGCACCAACACCUCGGCCCCCGCCAACAUCCAGUACCAGAUGAUGCCGCAGAUCCAGGGCGCGCAGACCAUCCAGGUGAUGCCACAGGGAGGUCAGAUCCAGCUCAUACCAGGCACCAACCAGGCCAUCAUCACCACUCCCAUGACCAUGCCGGCCCCCGCAGCCGCCGCCACUCCGGUCACUCCACAGAAGACUGUAGCCAUCAAGCCCUCCCCCAAGUUGCGCAAGCCAAACAACUCUGCUGCAAACAUGGUGCAGCUGCCCGGCGGGCUCACGCUGCCGCUCAAUGUGGCGACCGGAGAGGUGGGCGGGGCUCAAAUCAUCACAGAGACAGCAGCUGCCCCUCCCACUCCAGGAAAGGGACGACGAGGGAGGAAGAAGAAAGCGGUCCUCGCUGCUCAGCCUCCUCCUCCACAGGCUGCCUCCCCACCCCCCGAGCAGAUGGAGACCAUCCUGAUAGAAGCUGGUGACAACAUCAUUCAGGCGGGUAACAACCUACUGAUCGUACAGAGUCCUGGGCAGCCAGCUGUGGUGCAGCAGGUCCAGUUGGUCCAGUCCAAACCGGAGUCUCAGGUGGUUCAGAUCCCACAGCAGGCCUUGAAGGUGGUGCAGGCCGCCUCCGCCACGUUACCGCCCGUCCCACAGAGACAGUCAGUCCCCUCGAGCCUGCAGGUCACUCAGACAGAUCCAACACCGACACAGAUCCUCUUCAAAACAGCAUCGGGUGAGUGGCAGUCUAUUCAGGUCCAGGACUCGGUCUCCACGACAACGACUCCCACCACUUCGGUCGUCACCACCACCACCUCGCCACAGGGCACCACCAAGAGGACGCUGGCGGGGGGUCGGAAGGAACGGACUCUGGCAAAAAUCGCCCCGGCGGGGGGAAUGAUAACGUUGAAUACGCCGCAGCUCUCCUCAACAGCUCAGGCAGUGCAAACGAUCAGCAUCAACGGGGUCCAAGUUCAGGGAGUUCCUGUCACCAUCACCAACGCAGGGGGCCAGCAGCACCUCACGGUCCAGACGAUGCAGGGCGGAGGGCUCCAGCUGGCAACAACGCAGGGCCAGCCGGCCAUCCAGGUAGACCAGACCCUCACCCUGGAGCUGCCCGGCCAGCCAGGAGAAAAGAAGCGACGUAUGGCCUGCACGUGCCCCAACUGUAAAGACGCAGACAAGAGGCCCGGGGAGGUGGGGAAGAGGAAGCACAUCUGCCACGUCCCCGGCUGUGAGAAGACAUUCAGGAAAACGUCGCUGCUCAGAGCUCACGUCCGACUGCACACUGGCGAAAGGCCCUUCGUCUGCAACUGGGUUUUCUGUGGGAAACGCUUCACGCGCAGCGACGAGCUGCAGCGGCAUGCCAGGACACACACAGGAGACAAGCGCUUCGAGUGCAGCCAGUGUCAGAAACGCUUCAUGAGGAGUGACCACCUGACGAAGCAUUACAAGACUCACAUAAACACCAAGAACCUGUGAGCUGCCUGUGUACUGAGUGUAUCCACAGACAAACUCUCUUAAACUGAAGACUGUAUUAGAGGAAGGAGGGGGCAGAGGAGACGAUACCAAGGGAGUGUCUGUGACUUAUCCUAUUGUGGGAAAUACUCCAAAAAAAAA